Messenger RNA from Peromyscus californicus insignis, 1962 nucleotides. Its product is annotated as keratin, type II cytoskeletal 6A-like. Gene Ontology annotation, molecular function: structural constituent of skin epidermis. Lineage: Eukaryota; Metazoa; Chordata; Mammalia; Rodentia; Cricetidae. The record is from RefSeq and is a predicted model, not a curated record. Gene Ontology annotation, biological process: keratinization; intermediate filament organization. Gene Ontology annotation, cellular component: keratin filament. The transcript is spliced from 9 exons. The coding region runs from base 1 to 1641 and encodes 546 amino acids.
AUGUCUACCAAAACCACCAUCAGGAGUCAAACCAGCCACCGAGGCUUCAGUGUCGGCUCAGCUAGAGUCCCUGGGCUCAAACACUCUGGUUUCAGCAGUGUGUCUGUGUGCCGCUCCCGAGGCAGCGGUUGCUCUGGGGCCAUGUGUGGAGGAGCUGGCUUUGGCAGCAGGAGCCUCCUCUAUGAUGUGAGGAGUUCCAAGAGGAUCUCCAUUGGAGGAGUUGGUAGUGGCUUUGGAUUCAGUGGUGGAGUUGGCUUUGGUGGUGGCUAUGGGGGCACUGGAUUCCCUGUGUGUCCCCCUGGAGGCAUCCAAAAGGUCACCAUCAACCAGAGCCUCCUCACCCCUCUGAACCUGCAAAUCGACCCCACCAUCCAGAGGGUGAGGACUGAGGAGCGUGAGCAGAUCAAGACCCUCAACAACAAGUUUGCCUCCUUCAUCGACAAGGUGAGGUUUCUGGAGCAACAGAACAAAGUCCUGGACACCAAGUGGACCCUGCUGCAGAAGCAGGACACCAAGACUAUGAGGCAGAACCUGGAGCCAUUGUUUGAACAGUACAUUAGCAACCUCAGGAGGCAGCUGGACAGCAUCAUUGGAGAGAGGGGCCGCCUGGACUCAGAGCUGAGGAGCAUGCAGGAUACAGUGGAGGACAACAAGAACAAAUAUGAAGAUGAAAUCAACAAGCGCACAGCAGCAGAGAAUGAAUUCGUGACCCUGAAGAAGGAUGUAGAUGCUGCCUACAUGAAUAAGGUUGAACUGCAAGCCAAGACAGACAGUCUGACAGAUGAGAUCAACUUCCUGAGAGCUCUCUAUGAUGCAGAACUGUCUCAGAUGCAAACUCACAUCUCAGACACCUCUGUGGUCCUCUCCAUGGACAACAACCGUAGCCUGGACCUGGACAGCAUCAUUGCUGAGGUCAAGGCCCAAUAUGAGGAGACUGCUCAGAGGAGCCGGGCAGAGGCUGAAUCUUGGUACCAGACAAAAUACGAGGAACUGCAGGUCACAGCCGGCAGACACGGGGAUGACCUGCGCAACACCAAGCAGGAGAUCACUGAGAUCAACCGCAUGAUCCAGAGGCUGAGAUCUGAAAUCGACCACGUCAAGAAGCAGUGUGCCAACUUGCAGGCUGCUGUUACUGAUGAUGAGCAGCAUGGGCAGACAGCCCUCAAGGAUGCCAGGGGCAAGCUGGAAGGGCUGAAGGAUGCCCUGCAGAAGGCCAAACAGGACAUGGCCAGGCUGCUGAAGGAGUACCAGGAGCUCAUGAAUGUCAAGCUGGGCCUUGAUAUGGAGAUCGCCACCUACAGGAAGCUGCUGGAAGGAGAGGAGUGCAGGCUGAAUGGUGAAGGCGUUGGACCAGUCAACAUCUGUAAGUACUCUGCUGCCCACCUCCCCUUGUCCUGCCUUGUGCCUGCUGUGGUGCAGUCCACCAUGUCCAGAGGCUAUGGCAGUGCAGGUGGUGCCAGCAGCAGCCUGGGCCUGGGAGGAGGCAGCAGCUACUCCUACAGCAGCAGCCAUGGCCUUGGAGGUGGCUUCAGCUCUGGCAGUGGCAGAGGCAUCAGCGGUGGCCUCAGCUCCUCUGGUGGCAGCUCUUCCACCAUCAAGUACACUAGCACCUCCUCCAGCAGGAAGAGCUACAGGCACUGAAGUCCCUGCCACCAGAGCUGGUCCCUGAUCCCCAGACCCCUGGCUGCAGAGCCCUGUGCUCAGAGGCUGUCCCUGCUGGCCUCCCACCUCUGCUCUCUGGUUUGAGCUGAGGAGGCUGAGACCUUGCUGCUCCUCUGUCCCUGCUGGUUCCCCAUGCCUCAUCUUCUGAUUGUCAUCCUCUGACUUCACAUCACAGUUCACUCACAUUUGAUGCUUCAAGUUGUAUUUAGGUUUCCAGGCUCCUGCCUCCCUGUAUCUGUCGCCGACGAUACUUGUGAAAUGGUUUCCCUGUCCCUUUCCUUCUGGAAAUCAUUGUCUAGG